GUUAAGCAUGUACGCUUUCUCAUGCGUUAACAAAUAUAACAUAUACCUUGUUGUAACUUGUAGCUCUAAAUGUUGCUUGUAUAUUUGGUCGCGUCAUUUUUGCACCCUAGUGCCCAUGCACCCUCUGCAGCAGGAGCAUAACGUUUCACCUACACCACUUCGGCUGCGUCCCUGAUAGAGCCUACAUGAAUUUUUUUUUUCGUUUCUUCUCAUUCUCGCCUACGUUACCACACGGUUGACGUACAACGCGACACGAUUAAGGUGCCCCGUCGGGAUAAUGUGCUCCCUCUUCUCCGGCUUCGCCUCGCAUCUGGAGUAUCCUAUAGCCUGGUAGAAUUCGUCUUCGCAAGCAGCGUUCCUUGGUGUAGCUUUUACGAAACACUUCGCCCUUCUCAUCCGGACGAUCUACAUUGCUUUCUGUGACGAUUGCGUCAGCAAACAACCCGUCUCACUCAGUGUUGACUGUUGUACUCACUCGCUACAGCACUACGAGGCGGUCGCUCGGGAAUGCUAAUCCUUGUGGAUUAUUGUUUCUUUUUUUUUUCGGAGCCGGCUAUUCCGGAGCAUCGUGGUGGGUCCCACCGAAACAGUCGUCGCACCAGACAGAAAUGAAGAACGUUUCUGGGCUUACUAUGUUAAAGUGGUUUUUUUGAGCGUUUGUAUUGCUCCACCGCUUUCUUUUGAGCGGCUGCGUUCCCUCUACGCUUUCGCUCUACGAUUUUUUCUUUCUCUUUCCCCACGCCACUCAGCCAUUGUAGAGUAGAAAUCCGGAUGCCUGCAUUUCUGCUGGUCAACCUGCCUUUCCCUUGUGAUUUCUUCAGCAUGAAGCUGUCUUUUCUGCUCGGUCAAUUUCGCGGUUUAGUUUAUUUCUGCAUACCGUCGUGGAAUAUAAGCCGCUAGAGCGAGAGUCCAAAUUCAUCGCGCCCUCACGCAAUGAUUCCAGUGUAAUCUACGGGGAGGCUUAGUGGGCAGAUAUGUGCUGCUUGCAUUGUAGCCGCUCGUCCUUUUGCUAGUUUCAGGCAUUAGAGACUGCACAUGUACCGGACUAUGGAGCUGGUGCGAGAGUUCGGUGAUCCCCAAGUCCUGGUACUCUCCGAAGAUCACAUCGUCCUGAAAUUGGAAACUGCUUGGUCGCGAGACGUGGCGGUCCCAGAAGGACUCUCCCUUGCCGACGACGGCGGUCAGCUCAUGGUCGCGCGCCGCAGGUCUCUGGCGUCUUUGGCGAAGAACAAGUUGUUACGACAGGCGACCAUCUCGAAGGCUCUGUUCUGCGGUUGCGUGUCCUUUGACUCCUGCGAGCGCUACGCCAGCGCAUCCAGCGAGCUUCUCCGAGGCACCCAGGAGAUAUGCAUCGUGCACAACAGGGACACGGUCCACAAGCUUAUUCGCAUGUUCCCGAAGGUCAAGGUCCUUGCGCUGCCGCACGAUCUUUGCAUACACGCCUUGGAAAUUGAGGAGCCCUGCGGGGACCGCCUUGGACCACUGGUGGUGCGAUGCCAACUGAGGGAGCUGGUGGGCAACAUCGGCGGCCUGUGCGAAGGCCGUCUCCUUUUGAGUCCGUGGACUACACUGGCGCUUAUUCGCACGUGCCCUGACGUGCGCCGCAUCGACUCCAUGUGGCUCGGGAAAUGCUUCACGGAGCCGUGCGGCCUCACCACUUCGACUGAUCGUAGGUCAAAGAACUUAACCCACCUCUGGCUUGGCUGCUUGGAUAACUCGUCCGGCGGAAGGCUACACAAUCAAAUGGGCCCAAUGAUAGCGGUCGACGUAAGGACGGCUGCAGACAAAUUUCCCUCGGUGGAGAACUUGCAGUUGGCUGUGGAAUCGCUGGAAGAGAUCGCCAAUGUCCCGGCUUUCUGCAACCUCCACAGCAUCACGAUAGAAAUCAGUCCAGCCCUAGCCUUCGCCGACGCGAGUUCUCAGUUGCAGAAGAUGCUUGCAAGGUUACCCGGGCUCGAAGAGCUGGCUCUCGAAAAUUGCGGCGGUGUGCGGCUCUCUACAAUCUCGAGGCUAUGUCCCAAACUGAAAACCCUGAGGCUCGUGAGGUGCCUGGGGUCCCAGGACGACACACCCGUGGGCGGAAACGGGUUCCCUAGUCUAGAGUGCGUCGACGUAAGUAUGGACAUGUUGACAGUAGCUUUCGGCGCAUUCUUGUCGGCUACCCACGACAGGCUGCGCACCGCAUGCUUGGGCCACAACGGCAUGUGUUUAGAAUUCCUGCGACACUGCGUCCGCUACGGCCGGCACCAGCCGUUUACGCGUCUCGAGCACCUCACCUUGAAUACGAAACUUUCGCUACCUCAGCUGGACAUCCAACCCCAAGACCUGCACGACGUAAUGAAGGCCCUGCCCGCUCUUCGACACCUAGAAACGGACAGCUACGACUUGCGGCUGUUCACGGAGAACUACUGCGUUCCACGUGGUCGGGUGUCCCUGUCCUGGACUGGGUGCGUUCACUGUGCCGUCCAUAGGCCCGAGCUUGCGUUUUGUGAGAGACUGGCGGCCUUCGUGAAGGACAGUUUCGUCCCUUGCGAGUAGACUGUAUUCAGCGUGUGAUAGAUGACUAUUUGCAGAAGCUCAUCCGCAGAUAUCGUUCAGGUCAGUAGUCGUAAUUUCCAGUUUCUUCUUGAAUAAAUUAAAAUCCAAUCUGUAGGUUUACUUCUGACAGGCGUUCCAGUGGCCGAGCAGUAACGGUGGGAAACUGUUACCAUAUAGCAGUGUUUUGUUUCAAGAACAUCGUGUAUACCUCGUGCAGAGUGUCUCUUUACAUAACAUUUUAACUUUUAUUACUGGGCUCAGAACUGUGCGCCGAGAGGUGCUUUUCACCGACGGAGUUGUGUGAAAUUCGUUUCUGGUUUUCUACUUGAAAUAGUAUUUGAUUUAUUUUUAAUUGGUCACUCUUUGGUGCACACGUAAAGUGCUGAAAGUUGAACUCCACUGAUAAUUAUUCCCUGCAGUGCUUUCUUAUGACUAUCGUACAGUGUACAGCGCAUGAAUUGAUUUAUUUUUUAUACGUGAAAAUGUUACGCAUAUAUGGUUUUGCUUGCUACGCAGGAUAUUGUAGUAAGACCGCCGACUGUUGAGGUCUCAGUCUUUUUUCUUUCCUCAUUGUUCUUGUGAAUUGCUUCAAGAGAAAACCUAUUGUGCUCUUUAUAAAUCAAACGUGCGAAUAUAAAUAAAUUUGCGUGACCUUUU
This is a messenger RNA of Dermacentor andersoni, 3195 nucleotides long. RefSeq lists its product as uncharacterized. The record is from RefSeq and is a predicted model, not a curated record. Lineage: Eukaryota; Metazoa; Arthropoda; Arachnida; Ixodida; Ixodidae.